Molecule: messenger RNA, 876 nt
Organism: Apaloderma vittatum (bar-tailed trogon)
Lineage: Eukaryota; Metazoa; Chordata; Aves; Trogoniformes; Trogonidae
Product: lysine-specific histone demethylase 1A
Exons: 7
Molecular function (GO): oxidoreductase activity
Source: RefSeq, a predicted model, not a curated record
GUUCCAAAAGAGAAAGAUGAAAUGGUAGAGCAAGAAUUCAAUCGCCUGCUGGAAGCCACAUCUUAUCUCAGUCAUCAGCUGGAUUUUAAUGUUCUCAAUAAUAAGCCUGUCUCCCUGGGUCAAGCUCUGGAGGUUGUCAUACAACUGCAGGAGAAGCAUGUGAAAGAUGAGCAGAUUGAACACUGGAAAAAAAUUGUGAAGACACAGGAGGAAUUGAAAGAUCUUCUUAACAAGAUGGUGAAUUUAAAAGAGAAGAUUAAAGAACUUCAUCAGCAGUAUAAGGAAGCAUCAGAAGUGAAGCCGCCUCGUGAUAUUACAGCAGAGUUCCUUGUGAAGAGCAAACACAGAGAUCUGACCGCACUUUGCAAGGAGUAUGAUGAAUUGGCAGAAACACAAGGGAAGCUGGAAGAGAAGUUACAAGAACUUGAAGCCAAUCCGCCAAGUGAUGUUUAUCUGUCAUCGAGAGACAGGCAAAUACUCGACUGGCAUUUUGCAAACCUGGAAUUUGCUAAUGCUACACCCCUGUCUACGCUUUCACUGAAGCACUGGGACCAGGAUGAUGACUUUGAAUUCACCGGCAGUCACCUGACUGUGAGGAAUGGUUACUCCUGUGUGCCGGUAGCCUUGGCGGAAGGGUUGGAUAUUAAAUUAAACACAGCCGUUCGGCAGGUUCGCUACACAGCAUCAGGCUGUGAGGUGAUAGCUGUAAACACCCGAUCUACCAGCCAGACUUUCAUUUACAAAUGUGAUGCUGUGCUGUGUACUCUUCCCUUGGGAGUACUGAAGCAGCAGCCUCCAGCCGUGCAGUUUGUGCCGCCUCUUCCUGAGUGGAAAACUUCUGCAGUGCAGCGGAUGGGAUUCGGCAACCUCAACAAG